Molecule: messenger RNA, 1166 nt
Organism: Gossypium raimondii (Peruvian cotton)
Lineage: Eukaryota; Viridiplantae; Streptophyta; Magnoliopsida; Malvales; Malvaceae
Exons: 11
Coding region: 1-585 (194 amino acids)
Source: RefSeq, a predicted model, not a curated record
AUGAACUAUUACAGCAGGUAUACCAUUAUGCUGCGCUUACGCGCCUAUUAUAUUACCGACCUAUUCCGGAGUUUGCCUAUUACGUCCGUCUUCCCAAAUCAGUCUCUGUUUUACCCUCCCUCCUUACCCGAAAUCGACCUCCACCCUCUCCCUCCCAACAUCAACAGAAGCUGCCAGCAAAGUCACGUCCACCAAUUCUCCCACGUUUCCCUUCCAGAGGAGUUGAUACCAAAACUUGAUCUUGCUAAGAAACAUAUAUCAUCUCAACUCCAUGUAAAUUUGCCAGAUAUCGAAGUUAGACAAUUAGUUGCAACUGGCAUCAUUUUGAAAGGACUAGGUGCUAUUCUGUUUGUAUUUGGCCAUGGAUUCGGAGCCUUACUCCUGUUUGUCUACUUGUUAGUUAGCACACCACUUCUCUAUGACUUCUACAACUAUCGUCCCAAUGAACCCCAAUACUCUGUUCUGCUUGGUGAUUUCUUGCAGUGUGUUGCGCAAUGUGAUGCAUUAAUUUUCUUUGUGGGGAUGAAGAACUCGAUGCCAAAGAGGCAACUAAGGAGGAAGGCCCCGAAGCAAAAAGCUACUUAGAUGUAAUCAAAGAAGUAAAAUUUUGGCAAUCUCCAAUAGUGAGGAAGAAAGUAGCGAGGAUGAGGAACUUCCUGUGGCUGCUGAAAACGGAAAAGCUAAGACAGAUGCAAAAAUAGCCAAAGCUAAUGCUGGGAAACCUGAUGCUGUAAAACAAGCUGUCAAGAUAGCAGAACCAAGCAAUAACAAGAAAAAUGAGGACGAUGAUGAUGAUAGUGAUUCCGAGGAUGGAAGUGGUUCUGAUGAUGAAGAUGAUUCCGAGGAUGAAGACGAAGAGACGUCUGUGGAUGAAAGUUCAGAUGAGGAUGGGGAGACACCUAAGAAGGUUGAGUCGAGCAAAAAGAGACCAGCAGAAGCUGCAACACCUGUUUCUGCAAAGAAGGCCAAACCUGUUUUAUCUGUUCUUUAUUAACUGAAACAUUUGUACUAUUGAAUCGGUUGCCCCUUCUCUAUUUUCCAUGACAAUUUGAUUGUGUUCAAACAAAAUUGAGGGGUUUAAAGCAAAAACUUCUAUUUCCUUGUUUGGAAUAUUAAUAUUUGAUGCAACCAUUUAUGUAUUCAAUAAUGGAGCUAGAAAUUGCUUA